GCGCUGCCUUGUGCCGAGAGGCGCUUCGGCGUCGGGUGAGGCCCGGCUGAAUCGCGCAUGCGGCUGCCCGGGCUGCUGCCUUCUGCCUGCGUUACUGCCGCCGCCGCUGAAGUGGGGUUACGUUAGGACGCCGGCCGGCCGGCAGGCGACAGGCAAGCGGGCGGCGGGGGGUCUCCUUCCCUGAGGCGAUGGGCUCGGACUGGAGCAGCCCCGAGGAGCGGGAGCCCCUCUUGCAGCCUCCGCCGGCGCCCGCGGCGCUGCCCCAGCACUACCCUGCGCAUGGCCAGCCCCGGAGGACGGCAGCGGCCUCGCGGGCGGCGGCUCCCCGCAGCCCAGGGCUGGUCCCCGCGGCGCCUCCGCGCCCGCCGCCGCCUCCGCUGCCCGGCCGCGUGUACGGGCGGCGCUGGCUGGUGCUGCUGCUCUUCUCGCUGCUGGGCUUCGCGCAGGGCCUGGUGUGGAACACCUGGGGCCCCAUCCAGAACUCGGCCCGCCAGGCCUUCCCCUUCUCCAAGCUGGACAUCGCCCUGCUCGUCUUCUGGGGGCCCAUCGGCUUCGUGCCCUGCUUCUUCUUCAUGUGGCUCAUGGACAAGAAGGGCCUCAGGGUAACUAUGUUGCUGACAUCAUCCCUCAUGGUGGUAGGAGCUGGCCUGAGAUGUGUUCCUGUAUCAGACCAAGAAACAAGGAAAUGCAACCCACGGUUUCUGAUGAUUGCUCUAGCCUAUGCUAUACCAUUGGGUGUUUUCUCGGGAUGGUCUGGUGUUCUAGACUUGAUAUUAACCCCAAAGGACAUAAGCCAAGUGGAUGCAGGUUGGAUUGGAUUUUGGUCUAUUGUAGGAGGUUGUAUUGUUGGCAUAGCACUGGCAAGGUUUGCCGAUUUUAUCCGAGGAAUGCUGAAACUUAUACUGCUUCUGUUAUUGUCAGGAGCAACUUUGUCAUCCAUCUGGUUCACUUUGACGUGUUUAACAACUGUCAGUCAUCUUCCUUUAACUACAGCAACCUUGUAUACUUCUGGCAUCUUGUUUGGCGUCUUCUUGAACAGCAGCGUACCUAUUUUCUUUGAACUUUUUGUGGAAACUGUCUACCCUGUUCCAGAAGGGAUUACUUGCGGCGUGACCACUUUCCUAAGCAACAUGUUCAUGGGAGUUCUUUUAUUUUUUCUUACUUUCUACAAUAAAGAGUUCUCUUGGUUUAACUGGUGCCUCCCAGGCUCCUGUCUGCUAAGUCUUCUGCUCAUCCUGUGCUUCAGGGAAUCCUACGAUAGACUUUAUCUCGACGUCAUCGUCUCCGUUUGAUAGCACAAAACAGAAGGGAGCUCCAGAAGAGGAUGGAAGUUAGAACCCUGCUCUGCCUCUUUCCUUUGGAAAUUGAAAAGACCAAAGGUCAAAGCGAAAAAAAACCUAAGCAGUUUUAACAUUGACCUUUUAACUGAACUUACAAACUGGUUUUUAAAGUACACUUCCUAAUUUCAGAUUUUAUUAUCUUGAUAACGAUGGUGAGUGUUGUACUUGAAUGGGAAUUUGAAUAUUUUUUUAAAAGCACACACUCAGAAGAAUGUGCAUUAGGGAGAAGCUAUAGUUUAUUAACUGUGAGAUUUUUAUUUAAUAAGCUAUUUAACUGGGUAUACAGAUUUUGUGCCAACUCAAGCCAUUUACAAGAUAGAUACAAAAUGAAUAUCUUACUUAGGGUUUAAGGGAGGAACAUAUUCACCAUCACAAAAAAGUCUAUUUUUGCAGCCUAAAGAGUCUAGUAAGAAUUCUGAUGUUCCAAUAUUUUUCCUGCUUUUUAAACAAUAUACUAUCCUCCAUGGUGUAGUAUAUGAAAAGACAAGUGUCACUUUGAUGGCCAAAUAUUUGCAACGUAGUUAAUCAGGGCUGAAGAAGUUGUUCCCUCACUAUGAGUCCUCUAAGCUCUAUCAAAAUGAGAAUAGUAGGUAGAUAUGAAUUUAUCCUUCUAGGAUUUUAACUAUGACCAAAUAUUUAAAAUCCAUAUAAAUGUCUUGGCAUGCCCCUUGUACACUACAUUUAUUUUCUAAUGAAGCGAUUUCUAAUGUUUUCUAACCCCUCCCCUUCUUGACACAUUGAAGGGUCUUAUAUUAGUUGGUGCUAUAUAUUCAGUUAUGUUUAAAACAAAUAAUUGCCUUAGUAUAGGAAUGACAUCGGUUGUGAAGGUAUCAUGGGUCAGCACUACCUUUACUGGGAUAUUUUUAAUUCAUUUCUCUAUCCAAAUACUGCAAGCUGUCCUCCCAAUGUUUUAUCAAGCUGACGGAACAAAAUUUAUAGCUUUUCUGUGACAAGUCACGUGUGUUUUCAAGCUAGUUUACAAUUUAAAGAGUGCCUAUCAUGUGUGAUUUUGUUUUUAAACAGAUAUUCUGUGGUGGUACUUUCGGGUAACAAAAUUAAAUGGCAAAUCAAAUCGA
Molecule: messenger RNA, 2416 nt
Organism: Podarcis muralis (Common wall lizard)
Lineage: Eukaryota; Metazoa; Chordata; Lepidosauria; Squamata; Lacertidae
Source: RefSeq, a predicted model, not a curated record